Alternaria triticimaculans is the source of this 489-nucleotide messenger RNA. RefSeq lists its product as uncharacterized. Gene Ontology annotation, biological process: translation; mitochondrial translational initiation. Gene Ontology annotation, molecular function: structural constituent of ribosome. The record is from RefSeq and is a predicted model, not a curated record. The transcript has a single exon. Bases 1 to 489 code for a protein of 162 amino acids. Gene Ontology annotation, cellular component: mitochondrial small ribosomal subunit; ribosome. Lineage: Eukaryota; Fungi; Ascomycota; Dothideomycetes; Pleosporales; Pleosporaceae.
AUGGACGCUCUCCUCGGCAGCAUGCCUCGGAACGCAGGGUCUAACCCACCAACCAGCCGCGUCUUCGGCGAGGAGUUUGCGGGCUCCGGCAGCAGACGACCUGGUAGGAGGCCAGGCCUGGAUUUCAGCCAAAUGGCGACGACCGAUGGGAUGCUAAAUCCCACCCUCGCCAACAAACCCUCCGAGGCGUCACCACUCGCUGUACAACAAGAAGAGACAUUUGCCCAGUUCCCGCGCUUGAACCCCGCAUAUGGACGCACUGUAGAGUUGGAUGUCAACCGAGGACGGGAUAUUGUGAGGGGCAUCGGCAUGUUGGGAAGUUUGAUGGCAAGGAACAAGGUCAAGAGCGACUUCAACAAGCAAAAGUUCCACGAAAGAGGCGGACUGAAGCGGAAGCGGUUGGCAUCUGAGCGGUGGAGAGCGAGGUUCCGAAAGGGUUUCCAGGACGUCACAAACCGCGUGACAGAAUUGACGAGGAAGGGAUGGUAG